UCCAACCUUUUCUUGUUCCCCUUUUCUCUCCUUUUCGCUUUCGCCCAUGCCGCGGCCAACCACAGCAACCCUGCCUUUGAUGUGAUUCCUGACUCAGCUACCCCAGAAAUUCCACGUUGUCGGCCCCAAGAUGGUGCGACGGCCGCCUGGCCAUGUCGCUCCCCAGCGGAAAUACCUCCUGGCACUCGCACUGAUCCUGCUCCCGUGGCUCCCCCUCGCCGAUGCUCAGCAGCAGCACCAGCGCCAGCCCGUGGCAGCCCACCAGCUUCGCUCGCCCUCCGAAGACGACCAACAUGCCGCAGUCUCGGGCCUCACAGCGACGACCGCCGUGACGGGGCGAGAGACGGCCGAGAUCCCCCGCAUCCAGCAGCAGCGCAAGGCUCUCAGGAGCAGGGAGGCCGACGGCAGCGAGGAACUUCGUCAGCGGAUCCUCGCCCAUCCUCGCGGUGAUCACGAUGUCUACGAUGAUGGCAGCAACAAGAACAACGACUACAACCGCAACCACAACAACUUCAAUUCUGACGAUGCGCGCGCCCCCGCUUUGGCUCCGGAUCUGUCCGUUCGAGCACCACCUCCAUCACAGUACAGAGGCCCCAACCCCGGGGCCGGACUCUCGCAGCAUGUUGCGCGGAGCCUGGAGGAUUGGGAAGUGGAAGACUUUGUUCUUCUGGCGACCGUCGAUGGAGACCUCUACGCCAGCGACCGUAAGACUGGGCAAGAGCGCUGGCACUUCAAGGCCGACCACCCCAUGGUCGAGACCAGGCAUUUCAGGACCAACCGUUCGGUCCUCGAUGACGACUACGACCCAAUCGACCAUUACAUCUGGGUCGUCGAACCCACUAGGGAUGGGGAGCUCUAUCUGUGGAGGCCCAACGAGAAUGGCGCCGGCCUGGCCAAGAUGACCUUGACCAUGAAGAAGCUGGUCGAGGAACUGGCGCCCUUCAACGACAAAACCAACCGCGUGCUCUACACCGGGGACAAGAAGACCACCAUGGUCACCCUAAACGCCGCGACGGGCACCAUCAUCAAGCAGUUUGGCUCCACGGGCAGCUACGUGAACAAGGUCGAGUCCGAGAGCUGCUUCAAGCCCAACGCACUGGCGGACGGCGAGGAGGAAUGCAGCGAGGACCGCACCAUCACGCUCGGCCGCACCGAGUACACUGUCAGCAUUCACCGUUCCGACGGUCAGCCGAUCGCAUCCCUCAAGUAUUCCGAGUGGGGUCCCAACAUGCAGGACAGCGACCUCGUGCAACAGAAUCUCAUCACCAAGGACAGCCGCUACGUCACGAGCCAGCAUGACGGCAAGAUCUACGGCUUCGAGUAUGGCCGCUUCAGUGAGGAGCGGCCCGUCUUCACAAAGACCCUCUCAUCGCCCGUCGCUCGGGUGUUUGACGUCCUCCACCGCUGGGAGCCCUCGACGGGCAAGGAUCCGGAACUCAUCGUCCUGCCCCAGCCCCCGCUACCGGCCGGUGACGAGGACAGCCUGCGCCUCCGUAGCGAGAAGGUGUUCAUCAAUCAGACCGAGGAGGGGGGCUGGUAUGCUCUGUCGGGAAGCCGGUAUCCCCUGAUCCUCUCGGCCCCGCUCGCGCCCAUCCAUCGCGUCGACUGGUGGAGAAUCAGGGAGGCUUGGGACCUGCUUCCCGAAUCUCAAAAGUCUAAGGCACUAGUGGGAACGCACCAACUGCCAAACGGUUUGAGCACGGCCGAUACGGUCCAGCAGCCGGCGUCGCGCCUGUUGCUAGAUGCCCCUCGCGGCGAGCCCGAGGGCCUAAUUGACGGCAACAUCGCCAAGCCGCCGCCGCCGCCGCCUCUGCCCCCGCCUCAGCCGGAACCGAGUAGGAUUUUCGAGACGGCGAAGCGGGUACCUGAGUUUGUCGUUACAAGGGUUUUUGACCUCGUCAGCAACCCCGCUGCGAUCGUGAUCUUCGUCGUCACGGUGUGGGUGCUCUACAAGGAAAGAAUCGUGCAUUUCGGUCGGUCAUUCAAGGGCAGGGUCGAUCUCCUGGCACCCGGGAUCGCCGUUAGCCGCACAGAGCCAGGCCCGGAGGCUCCACCAAAGGACAAGACUGUCGUUGCCGAGUCGGCAGAACCGAAGACACAAAUUGCAGCUCCAGAUGCCGCUUCAGAUGCCGCUCCCGUCAAUACCGUCGUCCCUGUCGACACUGUUCCCGCCAUUCCCGCCGUUGACGCUCCUCCCGAGGCCCCGCCGGACGCGCAGCCCAAACCACAAGUGCCUUCCCGCGAGCCCCCUCCUACCGUUACCUUUGCUGAGCCUCCGGCGAACAAUGAGGCAGCCGAAGGGGCGGAAGCCGCCGCCGCCGCUGCUGAGCCGGUCAAGAAGAAAAAGGGCCACAGGGGCCGUCGUGGGGGUGUCAAGCAUCGCAAAGGGGGCAACAAGGACAAGCGCGAUAACUCUCAGUCUCGCGAUGACGAUCCGGCGCAGGAGACUGUUGACGAGGUGGUCAACAAGGCCAAGACCCUUGUUCGUGAGCCUAAGCUCGAGCCGGACAUUAUUACUGUCUCUGGGGCCGCCGAUGAGGUGUCGGGCCAUAUUCUCAAGAUGGGAAGCCUCGAGGUCAACGAGGCUGAGCAGCUAGGCACCGGCAGUAACGGCACCAUUGUCUUUGCCGGAAAGUGGGACGGCCGCGAUGUCGCCGUCAAGCGCAUGCUGGUCCAGUUCAACGAGAUUGCCAGUCAGGAGACGCGCUUGUUGAGGGAGAGCGACGAUCAUCCCAAUGUGAUCCGCUACUAUGCUCAGCAAGAACGCGCCGCGUUCCUUUACAUCGCGCUCGAGCUCUGCCAGGCUUCGCUGGCCGACAUAAUUCAGAAGCCCCAUUGCUAUAGGGAGCUGGCGCAGGCGGGCGAGCGCGAUCUUCCCGGCGUUCUGUACCAGAUCGCCAGCGGCCUGAGUCACCUGCACAGCCUCCGCAUCGUCCACCGCGAUCUCAAGCCCCAAAAUAUCCUCGUCAAUAUGGGCAAGAACGGUCAGCCGCGAAUCCUUGUCUCCGACUUCGGACUCUGCAAAAAGCUGGAAGGCGGGCAGUCUUCUUUCGGUGCCACGACUGCCCACGCUGCGGGAACCACUGGCUGGCGGGCGCCGGAGCUGCUGAUCGACGACGACGCUCCGGGUUCGACUACCAUGACGCUCACCGAUCCGGGCUCCAGCCUGCAUAGCGCGUCUGGCUCUGGUGUCGUCGAGGGCCCGGGACCGCACAGCCGGCGCGUGACGCGCGCCAUCGAUAUCUUUUCACUCGGUCUCGUCUUCUUCUACGUCCUGACACGUGGCAACCACCCGUUCGACUGCGGCGACCGCUUCAUGCGCGAGGUCAACAUCCGCAAGGGCAACUACAGCCUGCAGCUUCUCGACUCGCUGGGUGAUUUUGCCUUCGAGGCCCGCGACCUCAUUGGCAGCAUGCUCAACGCCAACCCGAAGCUACGUCCCACGGCCCUCGAAGUCAUGGCCCACCCCUUCUUCUGGAACUACAAGAAACGCCUGGCCUUCCUGUGCGAUGUAUCAGACCACUUCGAGAAGGAGCCCCGCGACCCGCCAUCCGCUGCCCUUAGCCACCUCGAGUCUUACGCGCCGGAGGUCGUGCAAGGCGAUUUUCUCAAGCACCUACCUAGAGAGUUUGUCGAAAGCCUUGGCAAGCAGCGCAAGUACACGGGCACGCGGCUGCUGGACCUGCUGCGGGCUCUGCGGAACAAGCGCAAUCACUACGAGGACAUGCCCGACUCCCUCAAGAAGACGGUGGGCCCGCUACCUGACGGCUACCUCGCCUUCUGGGCGUGCCGCUUCCCAAACCUGCUGAUCGUCUGCUGGAAUGUCGUCUAUAACCUGCACUGGGAGAACACGGAUCGGUUUAGGGAUUAUUAUGUGCCGGCCCCGCCCUCCUCGAGUAUGUAGUCGAGGAGGCGGAAAGAGUGUGUAAGGGCGAGUGCAGAUAUCGUGGGGAGAGGAGGUUCUCAGUUUCGGAUCAAGUAUAUUUUGUUCGUUCAGUUCGUUAUUGUUCU
Molecule: messenger RNA, 4011 nt
Organism: Thermothelomyces thermophilus ATCC 42464
Lineage: Eukaryota; Fungi; Ascomycota; Sordariomycetes; Sordariales; Chaetomiaceae
Exons: 2
Coding region: 131-3904 (1257 amino acids)
Biological process (GO): protein phosphorylation; intrinsic apoptotic signaling pathway in response to endoplasmic reticulum stress; IRE1-mediated unfolded protein response
Cellular component (GO): IRE1-TRAF2-ASK1 complex
Molecular function (GO): ATP binding; protein serine/threonine kinase activity; RNA endonuclease activity
Source: RefSeq, a predicted model, not a curated record